GUCGGGGCGGGAGGCGCGAGGCCAGCCCGGGACCGGGGCUGGGAGCCGGAAGGCGGCGGCGGCGGCGGCGGCACACGCGGCGGCGAGCUCCCGCUCUCGGACGCCCCCAGGCGGUGGGGCUGAGAGAGCCCGAGGAUGGCCCCGAGCGCGGACCCCGGCAUGUUCCAGAUGUUCCUGUUCCUGCUGCUGCUGUGGUUUCUGCCCCUCACUGAGGGGUCCCAGCGGGCUGAACCCAUGUUCACGGCAGUCACCAACUCAGUCCUGCCCCCUGACUAUGACAGCAACCCCACGCAGCUCAACUAUGGAGUGGCAGUGACGGAUGUGGACCACGACGGGGACUUUGAGAUCGUUGUGGCAGGGUACAACGGCCCCAACCUGGUUCUGAAGUACGACCGGGCCCAGAAGCGGCUGGUGAAUAUCGCGGUGGACGAGCGCAGCUCCCCCUACUAUGCGCUGCGGGACCGCCAGGGCAAUGCCAUCGGGGUCACAGCCUGCGACAUCGAUGGGGAUGGCCGUGAGGAGAUCUAUUUCCUCAACACCAAUAAUGCCUUCUCCGGGGUGGCCACGUACACGGACAAGUUGUUCAAGUUCCGCAGUAACCGCUGGGAAGACAUCCUGAGUGACGAGGUCAACGUGGCCCGCGGCGUGGCCAGCCUCUUUGCCGGGCGCUCUGUGGCCUGUGUGGACCGGAGGGGCUCGGGACGCUACUCCAUCUACAUCGCCAAUUAUGCCUACGGUAACGUAGGCCCUGACGCCCUCAUUGAAAUGGACCCCGAGGCCAGUGACCUCUCCCGGGGCAUUCUGGCGCUCAGAGACGUGGCUGCGGAGGCUGGAGUCAGCAAAUACACAGGGGGCCGGGGCGUCAGCGUGGGGCCCAUCCUCAGCAGCAGCGCCUCAGAUAUCUUCUGUGACAACGAAAACGGGCCCAACUUCCUCUUCCACAACCGAGGGGACGGUACUUUUGUGGAUGCUGCGGCCAGUGCGGGUGUGGACGACCCCCACCAGCACGGGCGAGGAGUCGCCCUGGCCGACUUCAACCGUGACGGCAAAGUGGACAUCGUCUAUGGCAACUGGAACGGCCCCCACCGCCUCUAUCUGCAGAUGAGCGCCCACGGGAAGGUCCGCUUUCGGGACAUCGCCUCUCCCAAGUUCUCCAUGCCCUCCCCUGUCCGCACAGUCAUCGCUGCUGACUUCGACAAUGACCAGGAGCUGGAGAUCUUCUUCAACAACUUCGCCCACCGUAGCUCCUCAGCCAACCGCCUCUUCCGCGUCAUCCGCAGGGAACACGGUGACCCCCUCAUCGAGGAGCUCAAUCCUGGCGAUGCCUUGGAGCCUGAGGGCCGGGGCACAGGGGGUGUGGUGACAGACUUCGAUGGAGACGGGAUGCUGGACCUCAUCUUGUCCCACGGAGAGUCCAUGGCUCAGCCGCUGUCUGUCUUCCGGGGGAAUCAGGGCUUCAGCAACAACUGGCUGCGGGUGGUGCCCCGAACCCAGUUUGGGGCCUUUGCCAGGGGUGCUAAGGUCGUGCUCUACACCAAGAAGAGCGGGGCCCACCUGAGGAUCAUCGAUGGAGGCUCGGGCUACCUGUGUGAAAUGGAGCCCGUGGCACACUUUGGCUUGGGGAAGGAUGAAGCCAGCAGCGUGGAGGUGACAUGGCCCGAUGGCAAGAUGGCCAGCCGGAACGUGGCCAGCACGGAGAUGAACUCGGUGCUGGAGAUUCCCUACCCCCAGGAUGAGGACAAACUUCGGGACCCAGCCUCCCUGGAGUGCGGCCAAGGAUUCUCCCAGCAGGAAAAUGGCCAUUGCAUGGACACCAACGAGUGCAUCCAGUUCCCAUUCGUGUGCCCUCGAGACAAGCCCGUGUGUGUCAACACGUACGGAAGCUACAGGUGCCGGACCAACAAGAGAUGCAGUCGGGGCUACGAGCCCAAUGAGGACGGCACAGCCUGUGUGGCUCAAGUGGCCUUUUUAGGUGGGUAUCCUUCUGCCGCCUUUAGACUCUCUGAGCCUCUCUCUCGGGCCUCAUCUCUUUCUCUAGGCCUUGGACUUUGCCUUCAGUUAUAUGCACUUUAAAUUCCGUCAAUAAAGGAAAAAAAAAA
Hippopotamus amphibius kiboko is the source of this 2099-nucleotide messenger RNA. It is a transcript of the gene CRTAC1, whose product is annotated as cartilage acidic protein 1. Lineage: Eukaryota; Metazoa; Chordata; Mammalia; Artiodactyla; Hippopotamidae. The transcript is spliced from 15 exons. Gene Ontology annotation, biological process: axonal fasciculation. Bases 136 to 2073 code for a protein of 645 amino acids. The record is from RefSeq and is a predicted model, not a curated record. Gene Ontology annotation, molecular function: calcium ion binding.